CACACCGAUCAAGUUCAUAAAUUGACACCCCCCGCCCCAGAGUGGUCUGCUCCUUUCCCGGUCUCACUUCAUCGGUAUUCUUUCUCUGUAAUUUGCAGCUCGCGGCGCAACCAUGGGAACCCCCCGCCUCGCGCUCCACCUCCUGCUCCUCUCCAGCGUGCUCCUCUUCGAUGCCCUCCUCGCCACGCCUGCGGAGGGCCUUGUCCGCGUCGCGCUGAAGAAGCGUCCGGUUGACGACGCCCAGCUACUCGUCGCUCUCGGCGGCAACGCCGAGGCAAAGGGCCACGUCGUGGCACUGAAGAACUACCACAACGCUCAGUACCACGGCGAGAUCGGCAUCGGAACGCCGCCGCAGAACUUCACCGUCAUCUUCGACACAGGCAGCUCCAACCUCUGGGUGCCCUCCUCCAAGUGCUUCCUCUCGAUUGCUUGCUACUUCCACGCGAGCUACAAGGCCAAGCGGUCGAGCACGUACAAGAAGAAUGGAAAAAUGGUUGCAAUUCAAUAUGGAACUGGUGCAAUUUCUAGAUAUGUUAGCCAGGACAAUGUGCAAGUUGGUGGUGUAGUUGUGAAAAAUCAGGAUUUUAUUGAAGCUACCAGGGAACCAAGUAUUACUUUUAUGGUUGCAAAAUUUGAUGGCAUUCUUGGUCUUGGGUUUAAAGAAAUCUCAAAAGGUGAUGUUGUACCUGUCUGGUAUAACAUGGUUAGCCAAGGUCUAGUUGGUAGCCCUAUUUUCACAUUCUGGUUGAACAGACAUGCCGGUGAAGGGCAAGGGGGAGAAAUUGUGUUUGGAGGAAUUGAUCCUAAUCAUCAUAAUGGAGAUCAUACAUACGUCCCUGUUACUAGGAAGGGAUACUGGCAGUUUGAUAUGGGUGAUGUCUUGAUUGGAGGAAAUUCCACAGGAUUAUGUGCGUCUCGCUGUGCAGCUAUAGCAGAUUCGGGAACUUCAUUGCUUUCUGGUCCCACAGCCAUAAUUACUCAAAUAAAUGAAAAGAUCGGUGCACCUGGGGUAGUCAGCCAAGAGUGCAAGGCUGUUGUUUCUCAGUAUGGGCAGCGGAUCCUAGAUCUGCUGUUAAAGGAGAUCGAGCCAUCAAAAAUAUGCUCUUUAGUCGGUCUAUGUACUCCCAAUGGAACACAAGGUGUAAGGGCUGGUAUUCGAAGUGUGCUAGAUCAUGAAGUUGGGAGAUCAAAUGAUGUCAUGUGCCAUGCUUGUGAGAUGGCUGUUGUAUGGAUGACGAACCAACUUGCAAAGAAUCAAACUCAGGAUCUUAUAUUCAAGUACAUUAAUCAGCUAUGUGACCGUAUUCCCAGCCCUAUGGGAGAAUCAUCUGUGGACUGCAGCAGACUUGCGUCCAUGCCUGACGUCGCCUUCUCCAUCGGGGGCAAACAGUUUGUGCUGACACCAGAACAAUAUAUCCUGAAGAUCGGUGAGGGAGAUGCUACCCAGUGCAUCAGCGGAUUCACGGCCAUGGACAUUCCUCGUCCCCGUGGCCCUCUCUGGUUUAUCUGCAGUCGUUGGGAGUGCUAAACACCUCCGAAAUACUGAAAGCGAAUGCUCCAUGAAACAGCUGCGGACUCUGACAAUGAGAACUUGGCGUUGUAGGAUCCUAUAUUCAUGGGAGCCUACCAUACCGUCUUCGACUAUGGCAACAUGAAGAUUGGGUUCGCGAAGGCGGCAUAGGGUUCCCCCAUGGUGGGCGGAUGAGCCGCAGAGCUGUCUAAUCUUCAGGUUGGUUUGGUCUUGGGCAAAGUAUGUAUGUGCGUAUGUUACAUGCUUAAUAAUGCUCGUGUGAUCCGAGAUACCAAUAAACCUGUCCAAUAUAAUGAGGCAGGCUUUCAUACUCA
Molecule: messenger RNA, 1845 nt
Organism: Aegilops tauschii subsp. strangulata
Lineage: Eukaryota; Viridiplantae; Streptophyta; Magnoliopsida; Poales; Poaceae
Source: RefSeq, a predicted model, not a curated record